CAAUAUUUCUAGAGACGUCCUCUCACUUAAAGCUGUACCGUGCGUGUUGUGUAUAGUUUCAUAAAGUGGUGAUAAGAAGAGGAAGUAAUUAAACGGAGCUACGGAAGAUUACUUUGUAUCUGUAAUAAGAGCAGAUACAUUGCGUUCAGUAUAAAAGAUGUCCCAGUGGUAUCAGCUCCAGCAGCUGGACUCCAAAUACCUGGAGCAGGUGGACCAGCUGUAUGAUGACAACUUCCCCAUGGAGGUCCGCCAGUACCUCAGCCAGUGGAUCGAAAGCCAUGACUGGGAGCAGGUGGCUUCCAAUGACUCGCUGGCGAUAGUUCGCUUCCACGACCUCCUGGCCCAGCUGGAUGACCAGUACAGCCGCUUCACACUGGAGAACAACUUCCUGCUGCAGCACAACAUCCGCAAGAUCAAACGCAACCUGCAGGACAACUUCCAGGGCGACCCUCUGCACAUGGCCAUGAUCAUCUGCGGCAGUCUGAAAGAAGAGCAGAAGAUCCUGGCCAUAGCUGCUAAGAAGGAGGACAAUGGUGCAAACACACACAGCAACAUGGUGGUUGAGAAGCAGAAGGAGCUUGACAACAAAGUCAAGGACAUUAAAAACAAAGUCCAGGAUACAGAGCAAAAGAUUAAAUCAUUGGAGGACCUUCAAGACGAACAUGACUUCAAGUACAAAACCCUGCACAACCGAGAGCAUGAGGUCAACGGGACCACCCAGAAAGAGAUUGAGCAUGAGAAGAUGGUGAUCCAGGGGAUGUUCCUGAACCUGAACAUGAAAAGAGAGGAAGUGGUGCGGCAGAUGGUGGACGCCCUCAAUAUGGCGGAACAGAUACAGUACAUACUGAUCACAAAGGAGCUGCAGGAGUGGAAGCGGCGCCAGCAGAUCGCCUGCAUUGGGGGUCCACCCAACGCCUGCCUAGACCAGCUCCAAACCUGGUUCACAGCGGUGGCCGAAUGCCUACAGCAGGUCCGGCAGCAGAUCAACAAGCUGCAGGAGCUGGAGCAGAAGUACACGUAUGACAACGACCCCAUCACCCAGCAGAAGCACUUCCUGCAGGAGAGAGCCCUUUCGCUCUUCCGCACCCUCAUCUUGAACUCCUUGGUGGUGGAGAGACAGCCCUGCAUGCCCACGCAUCCACAGAGGCCCCUCGUCCUGAAAACGGGAGUGCAGUUCACUGUUAAGCUCAGACUGCUGGUGAAACUCCAGGAAUUUAAUUACCAGCUUAAGGUCAAAGCUUCUUUUGACAAGGACGUCACCGAGAAGAAUACUUUGAAAGGGUUCCGAAAGUUCAACAUCCUGGGAACAAACACAAAGGUCAUGAACAUGGAGGAGUCCAAUGGAAGUUUAGCAGCUGAGUUCCGUCAUUUGCAACUCAGAGAACAGAAAGCUGGGGGCAACAGGACCAAUGAGGGCCCGCUCAUUGUCACCGAGGAGCUGCACUCCAUCAGCUUUGAGACGCAGCUCUGUCAGCCUGGAUUUGUCAUCGACCUGGAGAUCAGCUCCCUGCCCAUUGUGGUGAUCUCCAACGUGAGCCAGCUGCCAAUGGGCUGGGCCUCCAUCCUCUGGUACAACAUGCUCAGCAGUGAGCCCAGGAACCUGUCAUUCUUCCUGAGUCCCCCCCAGGCCUGCUGGAGCCAACUCUCUGAAGUACUCAGCUGGCAGUUCUCCUCGGUCACCAAACGUGGGCUCCACUCCGAGCAGCUGAGCAUGCUGGGUGACAAACUCCUGGGUCGGGAGGCAGCCGGGAACCCCGAAGGUCUCAUUCCCUGGACCAAGUUCUGCAAGGAGAACACGAACGAGAAGAACUUCCCCUUCUGGCUGUGGAUUGAGGGCAUCUUGGAGCUCAUCAAGAGGCACCUGCUUUCGCUGUGGAAUGACGGGUGCAUCAUGGGAUUUGUGAGCAAGGAGCGUGAGAGAGCCCUGCUGAAAGACAAAGAGCCGGGCACCUUCCUGCUGCGCUUCAGUGAGAGCAGCCGGGAGGGAGCCAUCACCUUCACGUGGGUGGAGCGCUCCUCGAAUGAUGAAGUCCAGUUCCACGCGGUGGAGCCCUACACCAAAAAGGAGUUGACUGCGGUCUCCUUCCCCGACAUCAUCCGCAACUACAAGGUCAUGGCAGCUGAGAAUAUUCCAGAGAAUCCCCUUCGAUUCCUCUACCCCAACAUCAUGAAGGACAACGCCUUCGGGAAAUAUUACAGCAGGCCCACUGAACCGUCAGAACCCAUGGAUGUGGAGAGCCCCAGUGACGGGGGUUACAUAAAGACGGAGCUGAUCUCCGUGUCAGAAGUUCAUCCCUCAAGACUUGAGAACAUACUGCCCUUAUCUGAUGAGCAAUAUCACGCCCUCUCGCAGAUGAUCCCUGCCGAGAUCGACACUGUGAUGUGUUCCCGUUUCCAGACCUAAGAGAACCCAGGAAGAUCAUCUACUGUGAAGAAUUCAAAAUAGCUCUCUUACAUUUGUUAUCUAUUCUUAUUAUUAUUUUAGUAAUGUGUUGUGUUAUGGUAUGUAUCUGGAAUUUUCUUGUACAAAGAAAUGUAAAGGAGCAGUUCAACAUGGUAAAAACAAUGUACAGUACACUAAUAUAUGUCAAUGUGGUGCAAUAAUCAGUAUGAAGUUGAAUACGUUUGGUUUUCCCAUAUACAAUAUCUCAAACUAUUAAAAUCAUCAGAACAUGCCUUCA
This is a messenger RNA of Paramormyrops kingsleyae, 2681 nucleotides long. It is a transcript of the gene stat1b, whose product is annotated as signal transducer and activator of transcription 1b. Gene Ontology annotation, molecular function: DNA binding; DNA-binding transcription factor activity. The record is from RefSeq and is a predicted model, not a curated record. NCBI's taxonomy places the organism in Eukaryota, Metazoa, Chordata, Actinopteri, Osteoglossiformes, Mormyridae. Gene Ontology annotation, biological process: signal transduction; regulation of DNA-templated transcription.